Pleurotus ostreatus (oyster mushroom) is the source of this 366-nucleotide messenger RNA. RefSeq lists its product as uncharacterized. Lineage: Eukaryota; Fungi; Basidiomycota; Agaricomycetes; Agaricales; Pleurotaceae. The record is from RefSeq and is a predicted model, not a curated record. The transcript has a single exon. Bases 1 to 366 code for a protein of 121 amino acids.
AUGCCCAAAUGUCCACCACUUGACCGUAACACUAUCUGCGACGCAUUUCCUGGGAAUAACGAACCGUUUCAUAGGUCCCCAGAUCAGGAGAUUAAUGAUAUCGCUUUGCCCCAGCUCGAGAAGUUAACGCUGCGCCACUGCUCGUUCAAAAUCACUUAUCUGCCGUUAGGCUUCACCGCUGCACUUGCUGAGUUUCUCAAGGAUCGUAUCACCCGCGGGUGCUCCCUCGACACCUUAGAAAUUACCGAAUGCGAUGUCACGGAAGAUCAUAUUCCUACGCUGGAAGCCCUGACUCGCGCUAAAAUGGGACGGUAUCACAUACAGGAUGGUGUUCGAAGAGUACGAGGAGUCGCCGAUGACGGCUGA